GGCUCCCGAGGCGCCCGGGCGGGCCGGCUGGCUGGGAAGAUGGCGGCGGAAGCCCUGGUCAGCGGCGCCGCAGAGGAGCGGGCCGGGGGUGUCCCAAGUGUGCAGCUUAGGGCCAGCGUCGGGCCAUGAGCGCGCCGCCAUCGAAUCCUCGAGCCGUGGAGCCCGCCUGCGCCCCUUGCCAUGGCGCGGCUCGCGGACUACUUCGUGCUGGUGGCGUUCGGGCCGCACCCGCGCGGGAGUGGGGAAGGCCAGGGCCAGAUCCUGCAGCGCUUCCCGGAGAAGGACUGGGAGGACAACCCUUUCCCCCAGGGCAUUGAGCUGUUUUGCCAGCCCAGUGGGUGGCAGCUGUGUCCCGAGAGGAAUCCACCAACUUUCUUUGUGGCUGUCCUUACUGACAUCAACUCUGAGAGGCACUACUGCGCCUGCUUGACCUUCUGGGAGCCAGUGGAGUCCACACAGGUCAGCGUAAGCUCUGGUGUGCAACAUGUGAAGCUGAGCCUUGGGCCACGGCCAGCUUGCCCUGCCUCUGGGGGUAUGUUCCUUUUGGGGAAGGCUGGGUCUGAGUCACCUCUGUCUUCCACUUGGUCUCAUGGGAUGACUCUGAUUAGAGCCAGGAGAAUGGCUUUCUGUCUGCAGGAAGUGGUGUGCACUGAAGAUGCCCCAGAGAAGGAGGAAGAGGCAGAUGGAGGAGGCCAAGCACAGCUGUCAUCCACAGCCCCAGCCCAACCUGGCCAGCUUUUUGCUCCAAAGACUCUGGUUCUGGUGUCUCGACUGGACCAUGCUGAAGUGUUCAGGAAUAGCCUUGGUCUCAUCUAUACCAUCCAUGUGGAAGGCCUGAACGUGAACCUGGAGAAUGUGAUUGGGAACCUGCUCACGUGCACCGUCCCCUUGGCAGGCGGCUCUCAGAGAACCAUCUCUUUGGGGGCUGGUGACCGGCAGGUCAUUCAGACCCCACUGGUAGACUCACUGCCUGUCAGCCGCUGUAGUGUAGCCCUGCUCUUCCGCCAGCUGGGCAUCACCAAUGUGCUGUCUUUGUUCUGUGCUGCCCUCACUGAGCACAAAGUCCUCUUCUUGUCCAGGAGCUACCAACGUCUAGCCGAUGCUUGCAGGGGCCUCUUGGCACUGCUGUUUCCUCUCAGAUACAGCUUCACAUAUGUGCCCAUCCUGCCGGCACAGCUGCUCGAAGUCCUUAGUACACCUACACCUUUCAUCAUUGGGGUCAAUGCAGCCUUCCAGGCAGAGACUCAGGAGCUGCUGGACGUGAUUGUUGCCGAUCUUGAUGGAGGGACAGUGACUGUCCCUGAGUGUGUGCACAUUCCACCCCUGCCAGAGCCACUACAAAGCCAGACUCACAAUGUUCUGAGCAUGGUCCUGGAUCCAGAGCUGGAGUUGGCUGACCUUGCCUUUCCACCACCUACAACAUCUGCUUCCUCACUGAAAAUGCAGGACAAGGAGCUCCGCGCUGUCUUUCUGCGGCUCUUUGCUCAGCUCCUGCAGGGUUACCGCUGGUGCCUGCACAUCGUGCGCAUCCACCCCGAGCCUGUCAUUCGCUUCCAUAAGGCAGCGUUCUUAGGCCAGCGUGGACUGGUGGAGGAUGAUUUCCUGAUGAAAGUGUUGGAGGGCAUGGCCUUUGCAGGCUUUGUGUCAGAGCGUGGGGUCCCCUACCGUUCUACAGACCUGUUUGAUGAGUUGGUGGCUCAUGAGGUAGCACGGAUGCGAGCAGAUGAGAACCAUCCCCACCGCGUCCUGCGUCACGUCCAAGAACUAGCAGAGCAACUUUAUAAGAAUGAAAACCCGUACCCUGCUGUGGCAAUGCAUAAAGUGCAGAGGCCAGGAGAGGCCAGCCACCUGCGGCGGACCCAUCGGCCAUUCCCCCGGCUAGAUGAGGGCACAGUUCAGUGGAUUGUGGACCAGGCUGCAGCCAAGAUGCAGGGUGCACCUCCAGCUGUCAAGGCUGAAAGGAGGACCACUGUCCCUUCAGGGCCCCCCAUGACGGCCAUCCUAGAGCGGUGCAGUGGGCCUCACAUCAACAGUGCCCGUCGCCUGGAGGUGGUGCGCAACUGCAUCUCCUACGUGUUUGAAGGGAAAAUGCUUGAGGCAAAGAAGUUGCUUCCAGCUGUUCUCAGGGCCCUGAAGGGGCGAGCUGCCCGCCGCUGCCUCGCCCAUGAGCUUCACCUGCACGUACAGCAGAACCGUGCAGUUCUGGAUCAUCAGCAGUUUGACUUUGUCGUCCGCAUGAUGAAUUGCUGCCUGCAGGAUUGCACUUCUCUGGAUGAGCACGGCAUUGCGGCUGCACUGCUGCCUUUGGUCACAGCCUUCUGCAGGAAGCUGAGCCCAGGGGUAACGCAGUUUGCAUAUAGCUGUGUUCAGGAGCAUGUAGUGUGGAGCACACCACAGUUCUGGGAGGCCAUGUUCUAUGGGGAUGUGCAGACCCAUAUCCGGGCCCUCUACCUGGAGCCUUCUGACGGUGUGAGCCCCACCCAGGAGACUGGGGAGGCACAGUCUCAGGAUGAUGAACGAUCUGCCCUGGAUGUGGCUUCAGAGCAGAGGCGCCUAUGGCCAACCCUGAGCCGUGAGAAGCAGCAGGAACUGGUACAGAAGGAGGAAAGCACUGUGUUCAGCCAGGCCAUCCACUAUGCCAACCGCAUGAGCUACCUUCUGCUGCCUCUGGACAGCAGCAAGAGCCGGCUGCUGCGGGAGCGGGCAGGGUUGGGAGACCUGGAGAGUGCCAGCAACAGCCUGGUCACCAACAGCAUGGCAGGCAGUGUGGCUGAGAGCUAUGACACAGAGAGUGGCUUUGAAGACGCAGAGACAUGCGAUGUGGCUGGGGCUGUGGUCCGCUUCAUAAACCGCUUUGUGGACAAGGUCUGCACAGAGAGUGGGGUCACCAGCGACCACCUCAAAGGACUGCAUGUCAUGGUGCCAGACAUUGUCCAGAUGCACAUUGAGACCCUGGAGGCUGUACACCGUGAGAGCAAGAGGCUGCCCCCAAUACAGAAGCCCAAGCUGCUGAGGCCACGCCUAUUGCCUGGUGAAGAGUGUGUCCUCGAUGGCCUUCGAGUGUACCUGCUGCCAGAUGGGCGUGAGGAGGGUGUAGGAGGCAGUGGAGGGGGCCCUGCUCUACUUCCAGCUGAGGGUGCUGUCUUCCUUACCACAUACCGCGUCAUCUUCACGGGGAUGCCUACUGACCCCCUGGUGGGGGAGCAGGUGGUAGUCCGCUCCUUCCCCGUGGCUGCAUUGACCAAGGAGAAGCGCAUUAGUGUGCAGACCCCUGUGGACCAGCUUCUGCAGGACGGGCUGCAGCUUCGUUCCUGCACAUUCCAGCUGCUGAAAAUGGCCUUUGAUGAGGAGGUGGGAUCUGACAGUGCUGAGCUCUUCCGAAAGCAGCUCCACAAGCUUCGGUACCCACCAGACAUCAGGGCCACCUUUGCAUUCACACUUGGCUCAGCUCUCACACCUGGCAGGCCGCCACGAGUUACCAAGGACAAGGGUCCUUCAUUCAGAACCCUGUCCCGGAACCUGGUGAAGAAUGCUAAAAAGACCAUUGGGCGGCAGUAUGUUACUCGUAAGAAAUAUAACCCCCCUGGCUGGGAACAUCGGGGCCAGCCACCCCCUGAGGACCAGGAGGACGAGAUAUCAGUGUCAGAGGAGCUGGAGCCCAGCACACUGACCCCGUCCUCAGCCCUGAAGCCCUCUGACCGCAUGACCAUGAGCAGUCUGGUGGAACGGGCAUGUUGCCGUGACUACCAGCGUCUUGGACUAGGUACCCUGAGCAGCAGCCUGAGCCGGGCCAAGUCUGAGCCCUUUCGCAUCUCUCCUGUUAAUCGCAUGUAUGCCAUAUGUCGCAGCUAUCCAGGAUUGCUGAUUGUUCCCCAGAGCAUCCAGGACAAUGCCCUGCAACGCGUGUCCCGUUGCUACCGCCAGAACCGCUUCCCUGUGGUCUGCUGGCGCAGUGGGCGCUCCAAGGCUGUGUUGCUACGCUCUGGGGGCCUGCAUGGCAAAGGUGUUGUUGGUCUCUUCAAGGCCCAGAAUACACCUUCUCCAGGCCAGGCCCAGGCUGACUCCAGCAGCCUGGAGCAAGAGAAGUACCUGCAGGCUGUGGUCAGCUCCAUGCCACGUUAUGCUGACUCAUCAGGACGAAACACACUUAGUAGCUUCUCCUCAGCCCACAUGGGUGGUCACGUGCCCAGUCCCCGAGCCAGGGUCACCACGCUGUCCAACCCUUUGGCGGCCUCGGCCUCCAGAUGGACUGCGUCCCGAGGUAAGUGGAGCAGUGUCCGAGCCAGUGGUCGAAGCAGUGGGCUUGGUGCUGACGUGGGCUCUCGGCUAGCUGGCAGAGACCUCCUCAGUACCCCCCACACCAACGGAGCGCCGCCUGAUUCUGGUUUCCUGCGGCCGCAGCGUGCAGCCCUCUACAUCAUUGGUGACAAAGCUCAGCUCAAGGGUGUGCGCCCAGACCCUUUGCAGCAGUGGGAGCUGGUUCCUAUUGAAGUAUUUGAGGCAAGGCAGGUGAAAGCCAGCUUCAAGAAAUUGUUGAAGGCCUGUGUGCCUGGCUGCCCUGCCACUGAGCCCAGCCCAGCCUCCUUUCUGCGGUCACUGGAGGACUCAGAGUGGCUGAUCCAGAUACACAAGCUGCUGCAGAUAUCGGUGCUGGUGGUGGAGCUGCUAGACUCAGGCUCCUCUGUCCUUGUGAGCCUGGAGGAUGGCUGGGACAUCACCACUCAGGUGGUAUCCUUGGUGCAGCUCCUCUCAGACCCCUUCUACCGCACUCUGGAAGGCUUCCGCCUGCUAGUGGAAAAGGAGUGGCUGUCCUUUGGCCAUCGUUUCAGCCACCGUGGGGCCCACACCCUAGCUGGGCAGAGCAGUGGCUUCACACCCGUCUUCCUGCAGUUCCUGGACUGUGUACACCAGGUCCAUUUGCAGUUCCCCAUGGAGUUUGAGUUCAGUCAGUUCUACCUCAAGUUCCUUGGUUAUCACCACGCAUCCCGCCGUUUCCGGACCUUCUUGCUGGACUCUGAUUAUGAGCGUAUUGAGCUGGGGCUGCUGUAUGAGGAGAAGGGUGAGCGCAGAGGCCAGUUGGCUUGCAAGUCUGUGUGGGAAUAUGUAGACCGGCUAAGCAAGAGGACCCCCAUGUUCUACAACUACACAUAUGCACCUGAGGACACAGAGGUGCUGCGGCCCUACAGCAAUGUGUCCAACCUGAAGGUGUGGGAUUUCUACACUGAGGAGACGCUGGCUGAGGGGCCCCCUUAUGACUGGGAGCUGGCCCAGGGGCCUCCUGAGCCUCCAGAAGAGGAGCGUCCUGAUGGAGGUGCUCCCCAGAGCAGGCGCCGUGUGGUUUGGCCGUGCUAUGACAGCCGCCCUCGAGUCCAGCCCGAUGCCAUCUCACGUCUGCUGGAGGAGCUGCAGCGAUUGGAGACAGAGCUGGGACGGCCUUCUGAACGCUGGAAAGAUACCUGGGACCGAGUGAAGGCUGCUCAGCGCCUUGAAGGCCGGCAAGAUGGACGUGGUACCCCUAGCUCAUUACUGGUGUCAACUGUGCCCCACCACCGCCGCUCGCUAGGGGUCUAUCUACAGGAGGGGCCUGUGGGCUCUACCCUUAGCCUCAGCCUGGACAGUGACCAGAGCAGUGGCUCAACCACAUCCAGCUCUCGUCAGGCUGCCCGACGGAGCACCAGCACGCUGUAUAGCCAAUUCCAGACAGCGGAGAGUGAGAACAGGUCCUAUGAGGGCACCCUGUACAAGAAGGGAGCCUUCAUGAAGCCCUGGAAAGCCCGUUGGUUUGUCCUGGACAAGACCAAGCACCAGCUGCGUUACUAUGACCACCGAGUGGACACAGAAUGCAAGGGUGUCAUUGACCUGGCAGAGGUGGAAGCCGUGGCACCUGGCACACCCACCAUAGGUGCCCCUAAGACUGUGGAUGAGAAGGCCUUCUUCGAUGUGAAGACAACACGUCGUGUUUACAACUUCUGUGCCCAGGAUGUGCCCUCAGCCCAGCAGUGGGUGGACCGGAUCCAGAGCUGCCUGUCGGAUGCCUGACCCCUCCCGGCCCUGCCCGGGCUGCUCUGCUUCCAGUCGUUACAGACCACUAGGGGUGGGCAGGGCCGCCCCGGCCAUGUUUACAGCCCCGGCCCUCGACAGUAUUUGAGGCCCUGAGCCCCCCAGCACUUGUGUGUACAGCCCCCGCCCCGCCCCACCUGGCCAGCUCUAACUUAUUGUGGUGUCAUGGCUGAGCCGUUAGGGACGCGGCCAUGGUACAGCCCUGCCCUGGGCUUGUAAAUAGUCCACCCUACCCGGCCCAUCAGUGUGCUGGCCCUGGCCGGCUGGCUGUGCUAAGUUGUUUCUAGAACCAGAGUCUAUAUAAAGAGAGAACUAACGACA
Messenger RNA from Rattus rattus (black rat), 6381 nucleotides. It is a transcript of the gene Sbf1, whose product is annotated as SET binding factor 1. NCBI's taxonomy places the organism in Eukaryota, Metazoa, Chordata, Mammalia, Rodentia, Muridae. The transcript is spliced from 40 exons. The coding region runs from base 181 to 6039 and encodes 1952 amino acids. The record is from RefSeq and is a predicted model, not a curated record.